UUCAGCUUGGAAUCCAAAGCUCUCGGUUGCCAUUUGAUGGAUGAAUAUCUAAGUGGAAAAGAUGGGAAUGCUAGAAACGUACACAUUCCAGAACAUUCUAUCACUUCCCUUUUACAGUACAACUUCGACUAUCCUAAUGUCCGACUACGAAAGCAUCUUGGAUUGAUCGAUGAAAUGAAGUGCUUUUUCGGCAAGAUCGUUGUGACUCAAGUCCGACCAUCAUGAAGUACUUUUCAACCCGUGGAGGUUCAGCAGAGCUCUCCUUCGAGGAGACAGUCCUUGCUGGCCUCGCCCCGGACGGUGGACUCUACAUCCCCGCAUCCAUUCCACAGCUCCCAGCUGAUUGGCAGCAGGCCUGGGCCAACAAGUCUUUUCCAGAGCUCAGCAUCGAGAUCCUCUCCCUCUUCAUCUCCUCAGACGAAAUCUCCCAAACAGAUCUUGCAGCCCUCGUCCAUGCAACAUAUAAUGAUUCUGCAUGGCGCCAUCCCGAAAUCACACCGCUCAAACCACUCUCCACUGACAAGCCUUGCAGCAAGUACAUCCUCGAGCUCUUCCAUGGUCCUACCUAUGCCUUCAAGGAUGUCGCACUCCAACUCCUGGGCAACCUUUUCUCCUACUUCCUCCAGCGCCGCAACAAAGCAAAGUCUCCUGGAGGGGAGAGGGAAAAACUUACCGUCGUAGGCGCGACGAGUGGUGACACAGGGAGCGCUGCCAUCUACGGGUUGCGCGGCAAGCCUGAUGUGUCCAUAUUCAUUCUGCAUCCUAAGGGUCGCGUCAGUCCUGUCCAAGAAGCUCAGAUGACUACUGUCACAGAUCAAAACGUACAUAACCUUGCUGUGAAGGGAACGUUUGACGAUUGUCAGGACAUCGUCAAAGCCCUCUUCGCUGACACUGCCUUCAAUGCAAAACACCACCUAGGUGCCGUCAACAGCAUAAACUGGGCACGCAUCCUCGCCCAAACAGUUUACUACUUCCUCUCCUACUUUGCCAUCCGCCGCACCCUUCCUACUGACGCUGAACUCCAAUUCAUCGUCCCAACCGGUAACUUCGGCGACAUCCUUGCAGGCUAUUUCGCCAAGCGCAUGGGUCUGCCAAUGGCUAAACUUGUCAUCGCCACCAAUGCCAACGACAUCCUCACACGCUUCUGGAAGACGGGGCGGUAUGAGAAGGUGGACUCGAGUCUCUCAUCGGCGGAUGUGGGGGGCGUGGUAGAGACACUCUCGCCCGCCAUGGACAUCCUCGUGUCGAGCAAUUUUGAGCGCCUGCUGUGGUAUCUCGCCUUCGAGGAUGUACAGAACACCAACCCCGGAGGGGAUAUCCGUGAGAAGGCCUGCCAGACAGUGAAAAACUGGAUGGACAAUGUCAAGUCUAUAGGGCGCAUCGUCGUGCCAGAUUCAGUGCUCGAACUGGCGAGGAGGGAUUUCACGGCCGAGAGAGUCGAUGAUAGCCAGAUCCGCCAAACGAUCCGGGAGUACUACACCUCCGCGCAAUCUUACACCGCAGACCCACACACUGCAGUAGGGCUGCACGUCGCAGGUGUACUCUCGCCCCCACCCAACACGAUCCAAAUCAUCCUCUCCACCGCGCACCCCGCAAAGUUUUCCGAGGCGGUCACGAGCGCGCUGCAUGGCGUGCCAGGGUUCGACUUUGAUGCGGUGCUUCCUGAGGCGUUCAAGACGCUACUGACGAUGGAGCGCCGCGUGAUUGAAGUUGAAAGGCCUGAUGUGGAGCUUGUGAAGGGUGUCGUGGAACGAUUUGCGGUAGUGUGAGCGUGUCGGUGGGGUGCCUGAGAGUGGGUGAUCAAAAACAACGCUUGUUGUGCAAAAGAAAGGCUCAUCUAGAUGCGGGUCCUGUAUACCAGUGAUAGUAAAUGUGCAUUAUCAAUAUAGGAAGGAGGGUGUCCUCCCCCCUUUCAAUAUUUGAGUUAUCUUCACCGGUUUCAACUUUCUGCACGGGUUUGUCCACGGUUAAUCAGACCCAGUGAAAACCCAACAUGACGAGGUUGGGUGAAAUGUGAUAAUCUCGUAAUUACAUAAUAUGAAAAAUGAUGAGUUCUG
This is a messenger RNA of Suillus clintonianus, 2057 nucleotides long. Its product is annotated as tryptophan synthase beta subunit-like PLP-dependent enzyme. Lineage: Eukaryota; Fungi; Basidiomycota; Agaricomycetes; Boletales; Suillaceae. The coding region runs from base 222 to 1769 and encodes 515 amino acids. The transcript has 6 exons. The record is from RefSeq and is a predicted model, not a curated record. Gene Ontology annotation, biological process: L-threonine biosynthetic process. Gene Ontology annotation, molecular function: pyridoxal phosphate binding; threonine synthase activity.